CUUUGCUAUCAAUUUUUUUUCUCAAUUCACUUUUGUCCAUAUGGGUAUAGAAGACUAUUUCAAAAAGGCAGAUACCGGAAAGACGCCUGCUGCUCGAAAGAGAAAGCCAACUGAAAAAAGUGACGACGAUGAUGACUUUCAAGAACCGAAACUGAAGUCUAAGCACUUUGCUUCAACUGAAAAAAAAACUGUGGAUCCCAAAGACUUUUUCAGUAGCAAGCCUUCCGCAUCGAAAUCUAAAGUUUCCAAGGCAACUAAUGAGUCAAAGAAUGUUGAUUCAAAGACGGCAACUACUAACGAACCAAAGGCCAAAGAACCAAAGGCCAAAGAACCAAAGGCCAAAGAACCAAAGGCCAAAGAGCCAAAAACCAAGGAAACAAAAGCUAAAGAAACAAAAGCUAAAGAAACAAAGGCUAAAGACGUUAAGAAGCCAGUAGCAAGCAAAAAGACGUCAGCUACUAAGCGUAAAUUGGAAGACGAGGAUGAUUUUGAGGGUAACGAAGAGGAUGAUGAGGAAGAAGAUGACUAUAAAAACGAUGAAGCAGAGGAUGAUGACGAUUUUGAAGAGGAAGAAGAAGAGCCUGUGCGUCUUCAAAAGAAGGCAAAAAAAGCAACAUCACCUCCACCUCCAACGAAGAAGACGCCUUCAGAAAGUACAGCUCAAGAGCCCAAGACUAAAUCCAGACGUGUUCUUCCUACUGCUAAACCUACUGAUAAUGUACCUAUCAAGCAAGAGAAUGAGCCAGAAGAGGAGAAGCCUAAGACUGCUAAAAAGAACUAUUUUGCCAUGAUGAAGAGUGUUGAAGGACCUAAAGCUUUAGGCACUCGCCCUGAACCAGUGGGUGCUCCUAAUUGUUUUGAUGGAUGUGCUUUUGUUAUUAGUGGUCAAUAUGAAACUUUGACAAGAGAACAAACCCAAGACAUCAUUAAGCGUUAUGGAGGUCGUGUCACUGGUGCUGUAAGUGGUAAAACAACUUAUUUGUUAAGAGGCAGGGAUGCAGGCGAAUCGAAAUUAGCUAAAGCAAAGUCUUUGGGUACCAAGAUUCUUGAUGAAGAUGAAUUUUAUCAACUUGUUGAAAAUUCAGUUCCCAAGAAAGCAUCUGUUCCUACUCCCUCACCAGCUAAAGAAAAAGUCGACACUGCUAAACCUAGUCCUGCUAAAGGAAAAGGGAAAACAACUAAACCCAAUCCUGCUUCACCAUCGAAUAAUGACCAAUCUUCUAUCUUAUGGACUGAGAAAUACAAACCUACUGAGCUUAAAGAAAUCAUUGGCAACAAAGAAUUGGUUAACCAAAUCUCACAAUGGCUUGCUCACUGGCAGGAAAAUGCUGCUGCAAAUUUUGAUGGAACAGGCAUGCAAAGCUACAGAGCUCUUUUACUUAGUGGUCCUCCAGGUAUUGGUAAAACAACCACAGCCAAUGUUGUUGCUCGUAUCAAUGGGUAUGAAGCUCUUGAGUUCAAUGCAAGUGAUGUUCGUAGUAAAAAGAUUUUGGAAGAAAGUAUUUCUGAAAUGAUGGAUAAUCGUACAAUGACAGAAUUCUUUCAGUCAAACGAAAAGCAGGAAAAUCGUCUUCUCAAGGGUAAAAAAGUAGUUUUGAUUAUGGAUGAAGUGGAUGGCAUGUCUGCUGGUGAUCGAGGUGGUUCUGCUGAAUUGGCCAAAUUGAUCCGAGCAACCAAAAUUCCUGUGAUUUGUAUCUGUAAUGAUUCCCGAUCACAAAAGGUGGCACCUUUGUUAAGGGUUUGUUAUGAAGCCAAAUUUAGAAGAUCUACUGCUGCUCAAAUUCGUUCCAGAAUCCUUUCUAUUGCAUACAAAGAAAAACUCAAUAUUUCACCUAAUGCUAUUGAUGAAUUGGUUGCUGCCACACAAAACGAUAUUCGACAAAUAAUCAAUAUCUUGUCUACUUAUCGCCUAAAAGAGACUGACAUGAGUUAUGAUCAAGCAAAGACAGUAGGCAAGAACAACCAAAAGCAUUCUAUCCUUGGUUUGUUUGAUAUUCCUAGCGAACUCUUAUCUGCUGGUAACUGGCGUAACAAAUCAUUGUCCGAGAAGUAUGAAGUUUACUUUCAUGACUACAGUCUUUCUCAUCUUAUGAUUCAAGAAAACUAUUUGAAAUGUUCACCUGAAAGAGCAAGAUCUGAGACGGGCAAUCCUAAUGAAAUUGCUUGUAAUGAAAUGGAUUUGUUUGCUCAAGCAGCUGAAGCUAUUGCUGAUGGCGAUCUUGUUGAUACAAUGAUUCAUGGUACUGUUCAACAUUGGUCUCUUAUGCCUGUUCAUUCCAUUUUUUCAUGUGUAAGACCCUCCAGUUAUAUUCGAGGUGGUGUUCGUAGUCAAUAUGGUUUCCCUGGUUGGCUUGGUCAGUUCUCUAAGGCAGGCAAGUAUGCUAGACAACUGAGUGACGUUCAAACUCGUAUGCGCAUUAAGGCCUCCGGUGAUAAAUUCGAGAUACGACAAAACUAUGUUCCAACAUUGAACGAUCGUAUUUUUAGUGAGCUUUCUCAGGAAAACUACGACGAAGCAAUGGAGAUCAUGGAUACGUAUUACCUUGAUCGUGAAAGCUUGGAUACAUUGAAUGAUUUGACAUUUGCUCCAAGUGGAAAAGGACCUUUGGCCCAAUUGCCUACUAAAACCAAGACAACACUUACUCGAACGUACAACGCUAGAAAACAUCCCAUUUUAUUCCAAAUUAGCGGAGUACCAAUUAGAAAGUCAGUUUCUGGACCUAAGGAAGAUGCUGUCGGCCUUAUUGUGAACGAUGAUAAGCCUAUUGGUGAUGAUUUGUCUGAAGAAGAAGAGGAAGAAUAUCAAGAUCCUACAAAAGAGCUCAGUGAUGUUAAAUACAUAAAGGAGAAAGUCAAUAGGAGAAGAAAAGCAGAUGCUCCAUCCGGUAGAAGAGGAAAACGAAAGAUCGAAUAAAUUUGCUUCUGGACGGACCUGUUCUCUUUUUUUUUUUCGAGACAAAUCGAUAUAUAUCAAAUUGAAGAGUG
Messenger RNA from Gilbertella persicaria, 2985 nucleotides. Its product is annotated as replication factor RFC1 C terminal domain-containing protein. Bases 41 to 2914 code for a protein of 957 amino acids. The record is from RefSeq and is a predicted model, not a curated record. The transcript has 15 exons. Gene Ontology annotation, biological process: DNA replication; DNA repair. Gene Ontology annotation, molecular function: DNA clamp loader activity; DNA binding; ATP binding. Lineage: Eukaryota; Fungi; Mucoromycota; Mucoromycetes; Mucorales; Choanephoraceae. Gene Ontology annotation, cellular component: nucleus; DNA replication factor C complex.